Molecule: messenger RNA, 1521 nt
Organism: Menidia menidia (Atlantic silverside)
Lineage: Eukaryota; Metazoa; Chordata; Actinopteri; Atheriniformes; Atherinopsidae
Source: the annotation of a GenBank genome assembly
AUGACGAAGAGCAGCCCAAGGACAUCAGUGUCAUUUGAAAUUGAAAAGGGAAACAGGACAUUAAGCUUCAAGGCGCCUGUGGCUCAGUUCCGCCUGAAAGUGAAGAGAGGAGAAGAAAUGGAGAGAGACAGCAUUGAGGGAGAGAACCUGAGAGGAAGCAGAGAUAAAGGAGUAGUGGUCAUCUUGUUUUUCAAUGGUGGCACAGGGGGACAGGCACAUCUGGGUGAGGUGACGUUAAGCCCGCAGAAGAAUUUGCUAAUAGGUCUGCACGGAAGAGCUCAGGCUCUGUGCGAAGCAGCUGGCAAGGACCGAGAAGUCAAGAUAACUCAUCGACAGAAACCCAAGCCGACAAGACACAAACCUUCCGUCUAUUCUCACACCAGCUGCACAUUAGGGUUUCUUGUCAAUGGUGUGAAAGAACCAUUCUGUGAACUUCCUGAGCUGAGCUGCUGCCGUCUGGCUUUCCUCCUGCAGUCGCAUGUUGUCCUGUCUCAGGUCGUGCUGCAGCUGCCUGAGAAUCACUUCCAGUUGGUUGACUUUGCCGCCUACUCUGCUUCCAGCGCUGCUCCCUCCGCCUCCACCACCCGCCUCGUCAGCUCUCUUGAGAUCUGCAGAGCCUCGGCCCUCUGCAUGUCCGUCAUUGUGCAGAAAGACGCCACACCUGUAACCAACACUAGACUGGUAUCCCCACAGGCCAACACCCAGCCCUCUCAAUUUCAAAGGCGGGUCCCCCACAAAUCCCACGGAGGUUCAAAAGAGGAAUGUUGUGGGAGAAUUAGCUGUGAACUGCCUUUCCUUUACGUCAGCGACACAUUGCCCUGCGUCUGUGAAAGGGUCGGACAAGCAGACAUUGUGGCUGGCAAGGAAAGCCCCUGUGCACCUGCUCACCCGUACAAAGACUGGCAUCGGGCCUCCGAGCUGGGCCCGGGCCCGGGCCCCGGCUCUGGACCUGAGCUGCUGGUCUGGGGGAUGGUGUACACCUUGGAGGAGUCAGCAGAUAUACAGUACCUGGCACCACGGGCCAGGGGACUGCCCGAGUGGUAUGGGUCACAGUCUGUUGAGAAGGACUUGGGGUGGCCCUGCUCCCCCACCCGAUUUUGCAGCAACACCCGGGCCCCGGGGGGCACGCAGGGAUUAGUGUCUAUGCCGCUGUCAGUUGAAGCCCCUUUGAUAGGGUUCAGGAUCUUGGUGGAGGGGAUGUGCCAUUUGGUCUCUGUGAGGAACCAUGAGAGUACAGGAGGUAGACGUUACAUGCUCUUGAAUCAUGCCUGCAUGAAUGAAAGUGACUCGGACUCACCUGCAGACCUGGUCCUCUCCAGAGUGGGCUCCCUCUCCCUGCGGAUCUCUCCAUCGCCUCCCUGUAUGUCCCCUGCCCGUUCGUGGAGGAUGGGGGAGGGACAUCUGGAGCAAGAAAGAACAGGAAAAAUGACUAGUGACAGGAUGAGUUUCUUUUAUGGGCUUUGUACUCCCCAUCAGUACCACUACGAGCACGGCUGGGAGCAGGAACAGACUUUGUGCUGA